Molecule: messenger RNA, 696 nt
Organism: Meloidogyne enterolobii
Lineage: Eukaryota; Metazoa; Nematoda; Chromadorea; Rhabditida; Meloidogynidae
Source: the annotation of a GenBank genome assembly
UUUUUUAUUUUUAAUUAAAAAAAUUUUUUCAUGAGUUUUAAAAGUGCUUAUAUGGACGAAAAUGUCAAGGAAAAUCAAUUUACUUUAGUCAAUCAAUUUCGAUGGCUAUUAGCUGGUGCUGCUGCUGGUUUAGCAGUUGAUUUAAGUCUUUACCCUUUGGAUACAGUCAAGACUCGAAUGCAAAGCAAAGUCGGCUUUAAAGCUUCUGGUGGAUUUGGAAACAUUUACAAAGGAAUACCUGCAGUUGCAUUAGGUUCUGCUCCAGGUUCUGCACUCUUUUUUAUUUCUUAUUCAAGUUGCAAAGAAUUGUUGAAUACAAAAAUGGCCAUUAAACCAACUCCAUUAACCGAUGCAUUAAGUGCCAGUAUUGGAGAAAUAUUUGCUUGUAUAGCCAGAGUUCCAACAGAAAUAAUUAAACAACGAGCACAAACAAACCCUCAAAAAAGGCCUUUACAAAUAUUUGGUGAAUUAAUAAAUGAAGGGGAAGGAAGAAGAAAAAAAUUUAAAUUUUUGGCAGUUUAUAAAGGGUAUUUUAGCACUUUAUUUCGUGAAAUUCCUUUUUCAUUCAUUGAAUUUCCACUUUGGGAAUUUUUAAAACAAAAAAGAAGAAAACUGACAAAUAAAGAAUGCACUCCUUUAGAAUCAGCUACUUGUGGGAGUUUUGCAGGCCUUAUAGCGGCAGGAAUUACAACGUAG